UGGAAGCCGAGAAUAUUCUUCAGUUUGAAAGUGAAAUACUAGCACUACCUUUAGGAGUACCUACUGCCUCUUCGAUUGAUUUGAAACGACUAGAAAAUGAUAAACACAAAAAGUUACAUCCUGUUUUGCCACCAGUAUGAAUUAUGUGCAGUUCUGAAAUAUUAUCCAAUUACUUUAUGAACUCCUAUUUUUAGAGAACCUACAUAAAUUAACAAGAUUUGUUCAAUCAAUAUUCUCUAGCAAAUAAUAUAUUUAUUACCUAUAGUUAUACCUUGGAUGCAAAAUAUCAAAAUGAAUGACUGAAAAAAAGACUUAUGUGAGGGUUCCAUCACUUGUGGCCAGACGCAGUAUUGGCUUAUUUUUGAAAAUGGUUUCAAAGCUUGAGACAUUAGAAGAAGCACACUAAUAUAGUUCUUAUCAUACAUCACAUGUUGUGAUGAGUUGUGUUAAAAUGCUCAAUUUAAGUAUCAUAGUAGACCAAUAAAUUAAAACUUCAAGAUAUACUUAUCUAAAAUAUGUAACUUUUUUGAAAAUAUACUAUGAAUUUAA
Leptinotarsa decemlineata (Colorado potato beetle) is the source of this 549-nucleotide messenger RNA. Its product is annotated as plasminogen receptor (KT)-like. The record is from RefSeq and is a predicted model, not a curated record. Lineage: Eukaryota; Metazoa; Arthropoda; Insecta; Coleoptera; Chrysomelidae.